UCUACUAAGCACCUCAGUAUGCUUUUUGCUUCGUUCGAGAACGCGUGUGGCCAGUUACACAUUUUCAAAUUUCGGAUUUGGAAUUUUCGAACGAUCUUCAUGUGUUUUCCCCAGUGAAACGGACUUUGGAACUGAAUUACUAUGCGAAAUAUUUAAAUUUUCCGCUAGGAAUAUUUGACGAAUAUAAAUCAACAGAUCACCAAAAUGGUGGUGAUAAGCAAACCGAUGUUCGAUGAAGUGUGCCGUGGCCAGGCUUGUCGGGAUAUAUUCCACCCCUGGUCGGAGACGUGUAUAGGAGUGCUGCCCAGGGCGUUCAUGGACUCUGUGAAAGGCAGCUUACGUUUUUAUACUAUAGUUUAUUUGGCACAACUACCAAUGCACAUGAAGCAUUUCAAAAGCAAAGAAAUGUGGAUCAAAAUGGCGGAGUACUACUGCAGAUCAGUCACGUUCGGUCUCCUCGUGCCUUUCACCUUCAUCACAAGUAACUGCUUGUUUAGUCAAUUUGGAAUAAAGCUCAGCUACAUAUCGUCUCUGUUAGUGCCACUGACGUUGAAUGGCCUCAACAUCUAUUGGGAACCACCGAGCAGAAGGAGUCUAGUCAUUAAUCUAUUUUUUAAUCAGUUACUCGAGUACUGGAUGCGGUUGGCGAGUCAAGCCGGGUACCUCAACAUCACCAAGUCAAGGCAGACCUUGAUGUUCAUGAUCGGGAGUGGGCUGCUGUUCUACAUGAUGAGGCUGGAAGGAGAUAAGCCUAAAGAACAAAGAACUCCAUUAUUGUGGAUUUACAACGCGGAAAAAGUAAAUCGGAAUCCAGAAAACCCAAAGAAGCCGUGUCCGCACAAGGGACCCUGCCAGAAACACAUUCUAAAGGGGUACGGAACCUAUUUCGCCGUCGGUCUAGCCAUCAGCCUGGCUAAGUUAAUCCUGCCUAGGAUAAAAACGCCUCUACGAGCGCUAUCCUCCCUGAGAGGAAGACACUUCAAGAUGGCUCUAUUCUUCGGCAGUUAUAUCGGUAUUUACAGAGCUGUCCUGUGCUUCUUGUGUCGGAAGAAAGGAUACGAUUCAGAACUGUUCGCGCUACCAGCCGGUUACCUGGCAGGGCUUUCAAUGGUGUUCAGCCCAAGCCUAGGAGUCGCUAUAGCUUCACUUACUGGGGCUAUGAAGUUAUACUCAACGAUUCUCUACGAGAAGAAGGUUAUACCUGACAACAUUCCUCUGCCAGAGAUGCUCUACUGCACCUGUCAGGGUCUCCUCUUCACCUCUAGAUUCGUGAACACCAAGGCAUGUCCUCCGUACAUCAUGAAUUUGACGGACACUAUUAGUCAUGGACAUUGCGAAGCAAUACACCAACGAGUUGCGGAAUUAAUAAGUAAAGGAAACAUGUGAUAAAAUAUUUAUUAGUGAUUGGAAUGCACACAUUUGGGUGACGGUACAAAUCGUAAAUGCGCAUGGAACAUCAAGGAGUAGCCUUAGUUUGAUUUAAAAUAGCUUUAAAAUAUAUUAAUAUUGAGCAA
Messenger RNA from Ostrinia nubilalis (European corn borer), 1514 nucleotides. RefSeq names its product transmembrane protein 135-like. The coding region runs from base 205 to 1386 and encodes 393 amino acids. The record is from RefSeq and is a predicted model, not a curated record. NCBI's taxonomy places the organism in Eukaryota, Metazoa, Arthropoda, Insecta, Lepidoptera, Crambidae. The transcript has 10 exons.